Messenger RNA from Trachemys scripta elegans, 996 nucleotides. RefSeq names its product olfactory receptor 51G2-like. Lineage: Eukaryota; Metazoa; Chordata; Testudines; Emydidae. Gene Ontology annotation, cellular component: membrane. The record is from RefSeq and is a predicted model, not a curated record. The transcript has a single exon. Gene Ontology annotation, molecular function: olfactory receptor activity; G protein-coupled receptor activity. Gene Ontology annotation, biological process: G protein-coupled receptor signaling pathway. The coding region runs from base 1 to 996 and encodes 331 amino acids.
AUGUCAUCUGCCAAUGACACCAAAUUCAACUUUGCAGUGUUCCUUCUCACCGGGAUACCUGGGCUUGAAGAUGUCCAUCUCUGGAUCUCUAUCCCCUUCUGCUUCAUGUAUGUUAUUUCGAUAGUAGGAAAUUCAGUUAUUCUGUUCAUUAUAAAAACAGAUCCAAGUCUCCAUGAGCCCAUGUACAUUUUCCUUUCCAUGUUGGCCAUCACAGAUUUUGGCAUAUCGAUAACCACCAUACCGACGAUACUGGGCAUAUACAUGUUUAACUGUAGGGAGAUCAGCCUCAAUGCCUGUUUUGCCCAACUGUUCUUCAUCCACUCGCUUCAAUGCAUUGAAUCCUCUGUACUCUUGCUGAUGGCCUUUGACCGCUUCAUCGCAAUCUGUAACCCACUGAGAUAUGCUUCCAUCUUAACCCUGCCGAGAAUAGCCGAGAUGGGAUUGGUCUUUCUGCUAAGAGGGAUGGCUAUAAUAGUCCCACUCCCCUUUCUCCUGAAACGGUUCCAAUACUGUCAAGCUAAUGUCCUCUCCCAUUCCUACUGCCUGCACCAGGAGGUCAUGAAGAUGGCUUGUUCGGAUAUCACAGUCAGCAGCAUCUAUGGCUUGUUUACUAAUCUUUUAACGAUGGGGUUGGACUCACUGCUCAUCUUAGUCUCUUAUGUGAUGAUCAUCAAAACAGUGCUGAGCAUUGCAUCUCAUGCGGAGUGCCUCAGGGCCCUGAACACCUGCAUCUCCCAUAUCUGCGCCGUCUUGCUCUUCUACACACCAGAGAUUGGCUUGUCUGUGAUACACAGAUUUGGGAAGGGCUCNUUGCUCUUCUACACACCAGAGAUUGGCUUGUCUGUGAUACACAGAUUUGGGAAGGGCUCUUUUCCAUUACUUCAGAUUCUGCUGGGUUACAUCUCCCUGCUGGUCCCGCCUCUAAUAAAUCCAAUCGUGUACAGUGUGAAAAGCAAACACCUGCGUGUAAGGAUAAUCAGGUUGUUUGUCAAGUGA